This is a messenger RNA of Dovyalis caffra, 576 nucleotides long. The record is from the annotation of a GenBank genome assembly. NCBI's taxonomy places the organism in Eukaryota, Viridiplantae, Streptophyta, Magnoliopsida, Malpighiales, Salicaceae.
AUGCAUUUGGUUGAUAAAGAGGAGGAGGAGGAGGAGGAGGAGGAUAGCAGUGAAGCAUAUCGUGCCAUGGACGAAGACUCAGAAAGUUCAGAAGGAACAGGAAGCACUUCCGCUGAAACCAAUGCUGAGACAAUUUGGCCAGCAGAGUCAAUAGAGGUAUUGUCAAUGGAACUCAAGAACACCAUAAUAAACAAGCAAUGUCCAGGAGAGAAGAUAGUUAAGGAAGAUGGAAGUACCAAAACUGAAGAAUUAGGGGAUUCAAUAGUGGCAUCACCACUAGAAGUAAAGAACACCUCAGUAAACCUGCAAAGCUUGGAAUCAAAAGAGAAGAUUGUGGAGGAGGAAGAUCAGAGCAACAAAACCGAAGAGUUUGGUGAUUUCAACAACAGCAAAAGCAAUAUCCUCAACAAUGACACAGAUAAUCACGAGAACAGCAAAGAUCCAAUGUCCUUGAAGAAGAAAGAAAUGCUAGAACUUGUUGAGGUGAAUAAUCAAACUGCAGCAAGGAGGAAAAUUUGGGCUAAUGCUAAUUCACUAUUAAAAUACACUAGUACCCUCGGGCCUCGGCCCAAGUGA